CGGUCGUCGAAUUUAGUUGGAAGCGGGCGCAUCGUCGGUCUGGCAUAUAUCGAAACUGCAGUUGCAUUAUUUUAACAUUUUUACUCGUAACCAAUAAAGAAGCGUAUGUUGUUGCUGCGCGCGUGAAGUCGAAUUGUAUAGAAGUAUCGGAAAACGACAUUAUAAAAAACCAUAAAGAAUACAUAAGUGCACUUUGGCGUUUUAUUACUUUUACAUAUUUUCGGUAGCGCGCGCGCGGUGAAAUUUCCCACGUAAAACCACAAAAUCACAACUCUCAAAAAAUAAGUUGAAGACGUUGCCAACGUUACGCACGCGUACAAAUACCAUUUACCAAUAAAAAAUACAGCUAUAAGUGCUUUGAUAUGCGAAGAAUGCUGAUUUAAGUGAAAGUAUAAGAAAAUCGAAUAAAACACAAUAAACAAAGCCGAUUUUAGGCAAUAUAAGGCUCAACUACCUGUUCUGCAACAAAUACAUAAACAGCAACAACAACAACACCGAGAUCUAACUGUUGCGCUUCGCCGGCUAUCUUCGUCUCUCUCUCUCUCCUUAGACUGCGCGCGAGUGUGUGUGUGCUCCUGUAUUUUCACCGUUCAAUUGUUGUUGUGGCUUUUCGCCAAGUGCAAAUAAUUCGUUUUUGUUUUGUUUUUAACCAAAUUCAUGUUCAGCUAACGGUUAAAGCCACUCGUCUGCUCCAAUUGGAUACGCAAAUAUAUUAUUUCAACAGCUGCAGUACGCUUUCCACCAAAAUGGCACCAAUGCCCCGAAUUCAGUUACCCAAUGGAAAUUCUUCCAUAAAGGCUAGCACAAAUGAUUUUCUGUUUGCGGAAACAAUGUCCGGUGACAGUAGUCCCACGCCCAGCAGUCCGCCGUCCAGUACAGCAGGCGUUGCCAAAUCUCAGUGUUCUUCCCUUUCGGAUGGCGAAUCCUUUGAGGGAUAUGGCGAAAAUGAGUAUCCCACGCAACUGCGCGAAGCCCGCAGCUCCAAUUCCAAUGGAAGCCAUAAUAUCAGCAAUCAUAUUAACAAUAAUCCUAAUAUCAGCGUGGGUAACCACAGUGGACACAACCACAGUGGACACUCUAACGAUGGAAAUAACAACUUAAAUGGCAGCACUGGCGUCGAACUCGAUUUGGCUCCACAUGUCGGUUCAUCAACACCUCAAGAUGAUGACGAACUAAACAUAAUGCCCCGGGACAAUUGGGCCAGGCGCAGUCUGCGACGAACUCCCACCAGCAAUCCUGAUAGUUUAUCCCAGCGUCGUUGGGGAUCCAUGAGACAUUCCGGCCGCAGGCAGAUUAGUUCAAAUGCCUUAGCCAGCCAACUCUAUAGAUCAUCGAGCUUUAACUCAUCGGGCCGUAGCUCCAACUGUGAUACAACAGAAGACAUGUACAGCGACAUAAGCUUGGAGAAUCGUCAUGACUACGAUUAUAGGGUAAGCAAAACAAUAGCCAAACACAAACUACCUCGAGCACUCUUAUCUUACCAAUUCCACUUGCUGGAACUGCUGCAGCGCAAGGUGGACGAUCUGUCAGAUACACAGAAUAUAGCUGAGGAUCGGACGACCCGCACCAAGACCGAAUAUGCAGUCCUUCAGGCGCGUUAUCACAUGCUCGAAGAGCAGUACCGAGAGUCGGAACUACGUGCCGAGGAGCGCUUGGCCGAGGAGCAGAAGCGGCACCGCGAAAUUUUGGCCCGCGUGGAGCGUGAAGCCUCGCUGCAGAACGAGAACUGCCAGAUGAAGAUCCGUGCCACCGAGAUCGAAGCAACGGCACUGCGGGAAGAGGCCGCUCGACUGCGUGUCCUGUGUGACAAGCAGGCCAAUGACCUGCAUCGCACCGAGGAACAGUUGGAGCUGGCGCGCGAUCAAAUUGGCGUCCUGCAACAGGAACUCGAGGAGCAGACACAGGCACUACGCCGCCACGAACAGGAGAAGAAGUCCACCGAGGAGCUGAUGCUGGAGCUGGGCCGAGAACUGCAGCGUGCACGCGAGGAGAGUGGAGCCCGGGCAAUGCCGACCACAUCGCCGGAGAGCAUAAGACUGGAGGAGCUUCACCAGGAGCUCGAGGAGAUGCGCCAGAAGAAUCGAACCCUCGAAGAACAGAACGAGGAGCUGCAGGCCACGAUGCUGACCAAUCAGGCCACCAUGCUGACGAAUGGCGUGGAGCAGGGUCGCCAUCUGCUGAACGGGACCCUCAACAGUUUGGCCCAGGAGCUGGAGGAGAUGUCACAAGCCCAGGAUUCUGUGGAUUCAGCCACAUUAGCAUCCUUAAGUCAGCUUCAACAGGCCUUCCAGGAAAAGGAGGAUGAAAAUGUUCGGCUUAAGCACUAUAUUGAUACCAUUCUACUCAACAUCGUGGAGAACUAUCCUCAAUUGCUGGAAGUCAAGCCCAUGGAGCGAAAGUAGUGAACCCCACUGAAAGAACAAACCAACCCUAGGCACUCGACAGAGUGCCAAAACCACCUAACAUUACCUAAAAUUAAUAAACUAACUAAACCAUACUCUACGUUAACUUUUUAAGCAUACAUGUAUUUAUGCCUAAUUUAAGUCGUAAUUUAUUUUAUAACAAUUUAAUGUAGAUUUUUAAACCAAAACAACGCAGAGAACACAAAGAUUGCAUGUCAAAAUGAUAAAAAAAGUCCUUAAUUCGAUUAGAUUAUGUUUUGUAUAGAGUCUAAAAUUGUGUAAAAGUUUAUUUUCCUUCGUUUCUAGUUUGCGUUUUGUAUAGUUCGUGUUGUUGAUCCAUAAAGAUAUUAAUUAUAAAUAUUGUUAGAUUUUAAGUCGGAAAAACUCUUUCACUCAAUAAUGAAAUGGAACCCAAUAAUUUAUCGAUAAUUGCCAGAAAAUCUGAUUGUGAAUGUGUAUAGCAUAAAGAGAUUUUAUGAACUGUUGAUGCUUGAAAGGAAAUAUUUCCAAUUUCGUUAUGGCAGCUAAGAAGGUUUUUGCUAGGACAAGUGCUCCAUUUUUUCCUUCUAUCCAUAUUUUGCGCUCUCAGGAAAGAUCUUCCUUAGUUUGCCUGUAAUGUAGUUACAAAAAUCUAUCAAAAAAUUUGCGUUUAUGGUAUGGACAAUCCCAGGAUACGAAGACGGAGUUUUAGUUUGAUGUGAGUCUAAAUGAGAGCAAUUAUCACGAAGAGUUAUGCAAUUCAGAAUUAAUCCAAUUAAUCCACACACAUAUGUCAAUGUAUAGCACAGUUAAAACUAAUCUUACUCUGCAAAUAUAACAACAUUAAAUGGACAUAAUAUGCAAACGUUUAGGGAUGACAUCGAUGUGUAAUCGUUAAUCAAAAUUUUAUUGCCUUAAACUGAUGUUUUAAAAAAUGUACUAAGGCUUAGAUAACUCUAACAAAAAAGUCCAUAAGGUUUAAUGACAUGCUGCGAAAUAUGUAAUUUUAAAUGUAAUUUACUAGAUGCAAGUCGCUGAACUUAUAUCAAAAUAAAAAGAAGAAUAUUUUAUAAACACAG
Molecule: messenger RNA, 3460 nt
Organism: Drosophila sechellia
Lineage: Eukaryota; Metazoa; Arthropoda; Insecta; Diptera; Drosophilidae
Gene: nuf
Product: rab11 family-interacting protein nuf
Exons: 13
Coding region: 747-2402 (551 amino acids)
Biological process (GO): regulation of cytokinesis; endocytic recycling
Cellular component (GO): recycling endosome membrane; endocytic vesicle; cleavage furrow
Source: RefSeq, a predicted model, not a curated record